AUGGCUUUGAAGCAUCAGUGGGACAUGAUCAAACUGUCUAGGGAAGGAUUACUGGACACGCGCUAUAGUACAAAUGAUCAAAUCGCCUUUAAAAUUCUCCAGGCUGAUGUUACAGACAGGAAGUUGGACUUCGCCAAGGAGAUGUUGGCAUCACAAAACACAAAAAUGAUAUCGCCUAUCAUUUCCCAGCUGAUUGAUGAGAGGAAAUCAAUGGAAAACGGAGUCCUGCUGCCUCUGCCACAAGCAAUCGCUCAACCUCAACUGUGUCCCCCAAAGCCAGCUUCGGCCAGGCACAGCAGAGUGAACAUGUACAGGUCAUUUGCUCCAGACAGUCUAGGAAUUCUGACUCCAUCAGAUGAGCAAGAACUAGAGACAGAACCACUGUCCACAGGGGACGACCUGGGCAGAGGCUCCCACAGAGGGUUCUCAUCUAUCACCAUCACUGCGCGACGUGUGGGCCCUCCGGCCAACUCCUUGGUGUGGGACACUGUUCAGGACUCACUAUGUCCCAAUUGCAGGGCCAAGGAUGCUUUGCUCCAAGACCCCCCAGCUCUGGCCAGUGGUACCCAUCUAUGUCAGCACAGUGGAUCCUUCACCUGUACAGAGUUCCCCAGCAGGGGCUCCAUAGAGGGGAUGAAGGUACCCCAGGCUCAUACGAGGCUGUGUGCGAGGCAGGAGUACUGGAUCUCCCAAAUGGGUGACAAAGAGGACAGUUUUUCUUCAGACAGUUCACCAUCAAGAAAAGUGCCACUGGUGUUCAGUUCAUGUGUCCACCUCCGGGUGUCUCGGCAGUGUCCCAAUGCCAUUAACUAUUUGGACAAAUCGCUUUCUGUCCCCCUUGAGCAACCUCAGAUUGCUAGCCCCAAAGUCCACAGGUCUGUCCUGUCGCUCAGCCUCCGCUGUAGUUCCCACAGGUUAACAGCAGAUGGCGUAGACAGCACAGCUAACGGCGAACCAAUCAGCAGAGCCCUGCCGCAGGAGCUCCUGGAGGGAAAGCAGGACCUCCUAGGUCCACCAUUGGGCCAGCCGCAGGAAGGUCACUGGAAGGAGAGCCCAGCAUUGGUGCCAGUACAUUUGGGGAGUGGCACGUGCCCUCGGACUAGCUCCCCUCCCCUGGAAAAAGUCAAAUUUGCAGAUGGGAGAAGGAACCAGGUCCCAGUAAGAAAGGAGAAAGAGGAGCUUGCAACGUGUACCACUAACAGCCAUGCCGACCAACUCUCCAUCCAUAUUCCCGGCUGGAGUUACCGGGCAGAAACAAAAGUAUUUUCUGGAAACAGAAAGGAGCAACAAGAAGAAGCACAAGGAACUCUUCCUCCUUCCCCAGUGGGACAGAAGCCCAUUAAACACCUCCCUCCUGAUGGAGACAGUUCACCAAGCAAUGAUGGGCAGUCUAGCAUCUUUUCUGAGUCCCAAGAGAGACAGCACCCGUACUUCCUGACACCCAGAGUCCCUUUGUCUGUGUUUCUUUGCCCUAUACAAGUCACAUGUGCCUCUCCGCAGGAAGAUGAUACUGCUCAGAUAGAGAAAGAGUUCCCCAAAGAUUACACCUGCUGCGACUUGGUUGUAAAACUAAAAGAAUGCAAGAAGCACGAGGACCUCCUUGCCGCUCCUGAGCCCUCACCAGCAAUACCUUCUCCAACAGCCGCAGAGGAACCACAGAGCUCUGACCCGUUGGAAGGGAGUUCUGAGCCUCGGCACCUGCUGUCAAGCUCCAUGACCUUGCAGGAAGCGCUGGAAGUCCGUAGACCUCAGUUCAUUUCUCGCUCACAAGAACGGCUGCAGAAACUUAAGCACAUGGUACAGCAAAGGAAAGCGCAACAAAAGGAAAACCUGGGGCAGAAGCAGAGCCUACUUCCUGUCCGUGCCCACAAGAAGCAGUUCACCGUUCCCCAUCCUCUUAGUGAUAACUUGUUCAAACCCAAAGAAAGGUGCAUUUCAGAGAAGGAGAUGCAUAUGCGGUCUAAAAGAAUCUAUAAUAACUUGCCGGAAGUUAAAAAGAAAAGAGAAGAGCAAAAGAAAAGAGUGAUCUUACAGAGUAACAGACUCCGAGCAGAAGUCUUCAAAAAGCAAUUACUGGACCAGCUCCUUCAGAGAAAUGCCGUCUGAUCCCAGGUGGCCCUGCUAGCCACAGCCUAGAUCUGGGAAGACGUCCGACGUUGGAUGACCCAUUAAAUUUAACACUGUCUUCACAUGUGAAAGAUACUUUUCUUUUCUUUUCUUUUCUUUUCUUUUCUUUUCUUUUCUUUUAUUUCCGAAAGACCCAAGGAAACAAAAGCAACAGUCCCGGAGUCAAAAGACCAGCAGUCCGUUGCUGGGACUUCUGUUACUCGGAACCUGCUUGACAUACCACCCCACCCCCUUUUUAAUUAUUAUUAUUAUUACUUUGACUUGUGAAUUUUACCAUUGCUUCUGAAGUUUCCAGUAUACCAUUUCCACCCAAGCAGGGAAGCUUUAUAUAUUCAAGUAUGCUUAGAUAUUGGGGUUUUUUUUGGAGGGGGGGGUGUGCAGUGCUUUUUUUUAAUUAAGUUUUUGAGAAUCAAAAAUCUAUCAUAUUUUAAUUUCUAAUUUCAAUGUCUGCCAAUUCUGAAAUCCAAAGUAUGGCUCAAAGUCUGCUUGUCAUAUACACCUUGGAGCACCAGAGGCUGACUUUGAAAUGGACAGGCAAAGAGGCAGCACACAGGCAAACCCUAGAGCCCUCUGCCUCUCUUCCACCCCACCCCCACAGUGCCUGCUUUUGUCAGCCAAAGCCCUUGUUUCAUUGAGAGCCUGAGAAUGACUGGGUGAGGACAUCAGUGGUUUCAGCACACACACACACACACACACACACACACACACACACGCACGCACGCACGCACAUAUGCAUGCACGCACGCAUACGCGCACACACACUGGGAAGUUAUCAUGAUCAAAUGGCCUAGCAAUACGCACCCUCAUAUUUUCUUUCAAGUAUUCUUCAUAAAUAUGCAUUUGUGGAGUUAAGAACAAAUUAGUUUUUGCA
Messenger RNA from Alexandromys fortis (reed vole), 2998 nucleotides. RefSeq names its product chromosome unknown C10orf90 homolog (gene CUNH10orf90). The transcript is spliced from 9 exons. The coding region runs from base 1 to 2106 and encodes 701 amino acids. Gene Ontology annotation, molecular function: microtubule binding. NCBI's taxonomy places the organism in Eukaryota, Metazoa, Chordata, Mammalia, Rodentia, Cricetidae. The record is from RefSeq and is a predicted model, not a curated record.